UAUCUCUUUUGGCGUUCUACUGAUCGCUCGUUCAUUGUUCAUACCUAUCGUACAAGGUACAAAUCAAUUAAGUCAGACUAACUACGCUUGAUUAUUGUGGUAGGUGGCAGUUUAUUCAACAAUAAACACAAACGUCAGAACAAUAGAAGUCGUCAACAAAUCAAUAGGUAUAAAUCAGAGGCGUAAUUUAACUUUUUUGGAGACGGCGUUUUGUAUAGCUGGGAUUACACAGCUGACGCGAAGUCUUGGCCGCGUAUAUUUUAUAUUGUAAACAUAGAUUGCCUUCGAUCAGAAGUAAUCAAUGUCCAUGAAUAUAUUUAUCACGUAAUAACAGUCAGAAGUGCAACAUAAUCAAGAAGUAAUCACCGAAGGCACACGGUUAGAUUUUCUUUAUUGAACAUGGACAAAUGUAAAUUUAUUAUUUGUAUAGUAUUCGUGUUCACUCAGGAGAUUGGUAGAAGAGUGGAGGCACAAUCCAAUAAUGAAUGUUUUACGCCAGAUGAUCUCAACGGAUCUUGUAUCAACAUAAAAUCAUGUCCACCGUUACGAACAUUAUUAGAAACUCAAAGAAAAAAUUCUACUAUUGUCAACUUUCUUAGAAAUUCCAUGUGUGGAUAUGAGGGUAAAGAUCCAAAGGUAUGUUGUCCAUUGGAUAGAGAGCCUUCCAACCAGCCUGAUACUACUCAAAGGAUGACUACUUCAAGACCUGAUUCGUCCGGAUCAACAGUUUACGAAACAGUUUCGUCGAUCAAAUUGCCUUCUCAAAAGACUUGUGGUCGGUCAAAUUCUAGUCACGUUCGAAUAGUUGGAGGAAAUCCUGCUGAAUUAGGUGCUUGGCCCUGGAUGACAGCACUUGGGUAUCGAGAUCUCAAUAGACCAAAUUCCGAUUAUCAGUGGUUGUGUGGAGGUACUUUGGUAUCAGAAAGAUACGUAAUAACCGCUGCUCACUGCACUGUCGGUAUUGGAAAUCGAAAAUUAGCUGUUGCACAUUUAGGUGAUUUGAACUUAGAUCCUUCCGUGGAUGAUGGAUCUCAACCAAUAGAUAUUCCAAUUUCACGUGUAAUGACACAUGAACGGUAUAACGCACAAGAAUACACUAAUGACAUUGCAUUAUUAAAAUUAGAAAAUAGUGUUAGAUUCAAUCAAUAUAUUCAACCUAUUUGUUUACCCAUCUUGUCGCAUCAUAGAGCUAACAAGUUAGUUAAAUCUGUACCGUUUGUUGCUGGAUGGGGUGCCACGUCAUUUCGGGGACCUAGUUCUACUGCUUUAAUGGAAAUUCAGAUACCUGUGUUAGAUAAUACAGAGUGUAAACGAGCAUUUGCUAACAAAAAAGCCGUUAUCGAUGACAGAGUUUUAUGUGCUGGAUUUUUAACAGGAGGAAAAGACGCUUGUCAGGGAGAUUCCGGAGGUCCCUUGAUGUGGCCAAGUGGUAAUCAAUAUUAUUUAGUGGGUGUUGUGUCUUUUGGAUUUAAAUGUGCUGAACCAGGUUAUCCAGGUGUAUAUUCUAGGGUGUCAUCAUUUGUUGAAUGGAUCGCAGAUAAUAUAAACUAUAGUUAAAUUUAAUUAAAAUUUAUGUUGCUUAAUAUGUAUUUUACUUAAGAACGAAACGAAUAACAGACAACUCCGUGCAAUCGAUUAUUUUUUUUAUACUUUUACAAUACAUUUAUAAUUAUUCAGAUAACUA
Melanaphis sacchari is the source of this 1684-nucleotide messenger RNA. Its product is annotated as venom protease-like. The record is from RefSeq and is a predicted model, not a curated record. The coding region runs from base 400 to 1557 and encodes 385 amino acids. Gene Ontology annotation, molecular function: serine-type endopeptidase activity. NCBI's taxonomy places the organism in Eukaryota, Metazoa, Arthropoda, Insecta, Hemiptera, Aphididae. The transcript is spliced from 10 exons. Gene Ontology annotation, biological process: proteolysis.